AUGGCAGCGAGGGCGGCUGCGGUGUCGGCGGUGGCGGCGGCGGUGCUGCUUAUUGCGGCUGUGGUGUCGCCGGCGGCGGCAGCGGCGGGAGGAGGUGGAGGGGACGGGGACGGGGACGGGGACGGGCAGGCGCUGAUGGCGGUCAAGGCGGGGUUCGGGAACGCGGCCAACGCGCUGGCGGACUGGGACGGCGGCCGCGACCACUGCGCCUGGCGCGGCGUCGCCUGCGACGCCGCCUCCUUCGCCGUCCUCGGCCUGAACCUGUCAAAUCUAAACCUUGGAGGGGAGAUCUCGCCGGCUAUAGGGCAGCUCAAGAGCCUACAGUUCGUGGAUCUCAAGCUGAACAAGCUCACAGGCCAAAUCCCAGAUGAGAUUGGGGAUUGUGUCUCCUUAAAAUAUCUGGAUUUGUCUGGAAACUUGCUGUAUGGAGACAUCCCAUUCUCCAUCUCCAAGCUCAAGCAGCUUGAGGACCUGAUUUUGAAGAACAACCAACUCACGGGACCCAUCCCUUCCACAUUGUCCCAGAUUCCAAAUCUCAAGACCUUGGAUCUGGCGCAGAACAUGCUUACCGGCGACAUCCCCAGACUCAUCUACUGGAAUGAAGUACUGCAAUACCUAGGCUUGAGGGGUAACUCACUGACUGGAACUUUGUCACCUGAUAUGUGCCAACUGACUGGCCUGUGGUACUUUGAUGUAAGGGGGAACAAUCUCACAGGAACAAUUCCAGAGGGUAUAGGGAACUGCACUAGCUUUGAGAUUCUGGAUAUUUCAUACAACCAAAUCUCUGGAGAAAUACCUUACAACAUAGGUUACCUUCAAGUAGCCACACUGUCACUUCAAGGAAAUAGACUGAUUGGCAAAAUUCCAGAAGUGAUUGGCCUCAUGCAGGCUCUUGCUGUCCUAGACCUUAGUGAGAAUGAAUUGGUGGGGCCGAUUCCUCCGAUACUUGGCAACCUGUCCUACACAGGCAAACUCUAUUUACAUGGAAACAAACUCACUGGAAAUAUACCAGCAGAACUGGGGAACAUGAGUAAACUUAGCUACCUGCAGCUGAAUGACAAUGAACUAGUGGGCACAAUCCCAGCUGAGCUUGGCAAACUCACAGAGUUAUUUGAAUUGAAUCUUGCCAACAACAAUCUUGAGGGUCAUAUUCCUGGAAACAUCAGCUCCUGCAGUGCACUGAAUAAAUUCAAUGUGUAUGGCAAUAGACUGAAUGGCUCUAUCCCUGCUGGUUUCCAGAAGUUGGAGAGUUUGACAUACCUGAACCUUUCUUCAAACAAUUUCAAAGGCCAGAUUCCCUCUGAGCUUGGUCACAUUGUCAACUUGGACACACUAGAUCUUUCCUACAAUGAAUUCUCUGGACCAGUUCCUCCUGCUAUUGGUGAUCUCGAGCAUCUUCUUGAAUUGAAUUUGAGUAAAAACCAUCUUACUGGAUCUGUGCCUGCUGAAUUCGGAAACUUGAGAAGUGUCCAAGUAAUUGACAUCUCCAGCAACAACUUGUCUGGUUAUCUCCCUGAAGAACUUGGACAGCUGCAAAACCUUGAUAGCUUGAUUCUUAACAACAACAAUUUGGUUGGGGAGAUCCCUGCUCAGCUGGCUAACUGCUUCAGCUUAAUCACCUUAAAUUUAUCAUACAACAACUUUACUGGACAUGUCCCAUCAGCAAAAAACUUCUCAAAGUUCCCAAUGGAAAGCUUCGUGGGUAAUCCGAUGCUCCAUGUGUACUGCAAAGACUCCAGCUGUGGACAUUCUCAUGGAACAAAAGUUAAUAUUUCUCGGACGGCAGUUGCUUGCAUUAUCUUAGGCUUCAUCAUAUUACUCUGCAUUAUGCUGCUGGCAAUAUACAAAACCAAUCAGCCACAUCCACCUGAGAAAGGAUCUGACAAGCCAGUGCAAGGACCACCAAAGCUAGUAGUUCUUCAAAUGGACAUGGCUACCCAUACCUAUGAAGAAAUUAUGAGGUUGACUGAGAAUUUGAGCGAGAAAUACAUCAUUGGUUAUGGGGCAUCAAGUACUGUGUACAGAUGUGAUCUCAAGAGCGGCAAGGCCAUCGCUGUCAAACGGCUUUACAGUCAGUAUAACCACAGCCUCCGUGAGUUUGAGACAGAACUGGAGACGAUCGGUAGCAUCCGACACAGGAAUCUCGUCAGCCUUCAUGGCUUCUCACUCUCCCCUCAUGGAAAUCUGCUUUUCUACGAUUACAUGGAAAAUGGUUCCCUGUGGGAUCUUCUUCAUGGUCCAUCAAAGAAGGUGAAGCUUGAUUGGGACACAAGGCUGAAGAUUGCGGUGGGUGCUGCUCAAGGACUGGCCUAUCUUCACCAUGAUUGCAACCCUCGCAUAAUCCACAGGGAUGUCAAGUCUUCAAACAUCCUGCUCAACGAGAACUUUGAAGCGCACCUCUCUGAUUUCGGCAUCGCCAAAUGUGUCCCGGCUGCCAAGUCCCAUGCCUCCACCUACGUGCUAGGAACCAUUGGGUACAUCGAUCCAGAGUAUGCUCGCACGUCGAGGCUCAAUGAGAAAUCAGAUGUCUACAGCUUCGGCAUCGUCCUUCUGGAGCUGCUCACCGGGAAGAAGGCCGUAGACAAUGAAUCCAACUUGCACCAAUUGAUACUCUCAAAAGCUGACGACAACACGGUGAUGGAGGCUGUGGACUCGGAGGUGUCAGUGACGUGCACGGACAUGAACCUGGUCCGGAAGGCCUUCCAGCUGGCCCUGCUGUGCACCAAGCGGCACCCCGUGGACCGGCCGACCAUGCACGAGGUCGCGAGGGUGCUGCUCUCCCUCCUGCCGGCGCCGCUCGCCGCGAAGCCUCCCGCGACGAAGGCGGCGGCCGGCGACUACACGCGCUUCCUCGCGACGGCAGCCGACAUGAACCAUGGUGUGUCUGACGACAUCGGCGAUAACAGCUCCUCCGACGAGCAGUGGUUCGUGCGGUUCGGCGAGGUCAUAUCCAAGCACACACUGUCAUGA
Miscanthus lutarioriparius is the source of this 2970-nucleotide messenger RNA. NCBI's taxonomy places the organism in Eukaryota, Viridiplantae, Streptophyta, Magnoliopsida, Poales, Poaceae. The record is from the annotation of a GenBank genome assembly.